This is a messenger RNA of Thalassophryne amazonica, 1864 nucleotides long. RefSeq names its product gap junction protein delta 2b (gene gjd2b). Lineage: Eukaryota; Metazoa; Chordata; Actinopteri; Batrachoidiformes; Batrachoididae. Gene Ontology annotation, biological process: cell communication. The record is from RefSeq and is a predicted model, not a curated record. Gene Ontology annotation, cellular component: connexin complex. The transcript is spliced from 2 exons. Bases 463 to 1377 code for a protein of 304 amino acids.
GGGUGAGGCUACUUAAAGGCGGAUUAACGCUGGCAAGACAUUAAAUCCAACCUCGCUCCUCCCGGACUCAGCGCGCAGCCCGUCAGCCUGAUGUGAAGAUCGAAAUCAGGAGCGCUUCGUAGCGAUCACAACCUUCACACUUCCAUGACAAGCAAAAGUGUGGCCGCGCGGCUGGAGCGCUCGGCACACACAGCGGGACGCGCUCAGCGCGCAUCCAGAGCGCACGGACAGGCGGACACAGGCGGACACGGCAUCCCGUGACGGCUGCUUUCCUUUUUCUUUCUUUCUUUUUCUUUUUUUUUUUUUCUUUUUCUUUAGCUGUUCGGACGCUCUGGAAACUGACACCAGCGAGAGACAGAAUGCGGCAGGACGGGGAAUAAAGCGCUUUUCUUUUUUGGAUUUUUUAUUGGAGGGGUUUGAACAGAGUGCCGCUGCGCCCUCGUCUUCUCCGGAUGCUCAGAAAUGGGGGAAUGGACUAUACUAGAGAGGCUCCUGGAGGCUGCUGUCCAGCAGCACUCUACUAUGAUCGGAAGGAUCCUACUAACAGUGGUGGUCAUCUUCCGGAUUCUUAUCGUAGCAAUAGUCGGAGAGACUGUCUAUGAUGAUGAGCAAACCAUGUUUGUUUGUAACACCUUACAACCGGGCUGCAACCAGGCAUGUUACGACAAGGCAUUUCCCAUUUCACAUAUUAGGUAUUGGGUUUUUCAAAUCAUCAUGGUGUGCACCCCGAGUCUUUGCUUUAUCACUUACUCAGUGCAUCAGUCGGCAAAGCAGAAGGAGCGGCGCUACUCGACGGUCUAUCUGACACUAGAUAAGGAUCAAGAUUCACUGAAGCGAGAAGAAACCAAAAAGAUAAAGAACACCAUUGUCAAUGGAGUACUUCAGAACACAGAAAACUCCACCAAAGAACCUGAACCGGACUGUUUAGAAGUCAAAGAGAUCCCUAACUCAGCUAUGAGAACUACAAAAUCCAAAAUGAGGCGACAGGAAGGCAUCUCCAGGUUUUACAUCAUUCAAGUGGUUUUCAGAAAUGCACUGGAAAUAGGCUUUCUGGUGGGCCAGUACUUCUUGUACGGAUUCAAUGUGCCGUCGGUCUACGAAUGUGACCGUUACCCCUGCAUCAAAGAUGUUGAGUGCUACGUCUCCAGACCCACAGAAAAAACAGUGUUCUUGGUGUUCAUGUUUGCGGUGAGUGGGUUCUGCGUUGUGCUGAAUCUGGCAGAACUCAAUCACCUGGGCUGGAGGAAAAUUAAAACGGCAGUGCGAGGAGUACAGGCCCGAAGAAAGUCCAUUUACGAAAUCAGAAACAAAGACUUGCCGAGGAUGAGCGUGCCUAAUUUUGGCCGCACUCAGUCCAGUGACUCUGCUUAUGUGUGACUGAGUGGAAAAGAGUGACAAAGCAUGAUGGGACAGCUCAGCACACUGAAGUCAUGUUCUGAGUGGGCAGAUUUGGUUUUAAGAACUUUGCGGCACGCGUGGCCGACACGUAUGCUGACUUGUUCAUUAUUUUACUGAUGCAACUUUUUCAUAACGUUUAUACUCUCGAAGAAACAAAAGUGUUUGCUCUUUGCGUGUUGUUCUGCUGUGCUUGAAGAGAGUUGAUGCAAAAUGACACCAAGAGGUGAACACACGAGAGCUUGACCUUAAAAUGGGCUACCGAAGGUGUUUUAAACACAUUUUUCCAACCACCUUCUGCAGCAUCCAUUAAGGAACAAUAAACAACAAUCCAGAUUUAUAAAUCCUUCCUGUUCCACCUGAAACAAAUCACAUAAUUUAUGUUUUUUGUUUGUUUGUUUGUUUUUUCUGCCUGUGUUGCACCAUUGACCUUAACAUAUGUAACCAUUUCAUUGCUUUAUAGCUGACU